This is a messenger RNA of Salvelinus fontinalis (brook trout), 5020 nucleotides long. Its product is annotated as butyrophilin subfamily 2 member A1-like. Bases 2162 to 3727 code for a protein of 521 amino acids. Gene Ontology annotation, molecular function: protein binding. Lineage: Eukaryota; Metazoa; Chordata; Actinopteri; Salmoniformes; Salmonidae. The record is from RefSeq and is a predicted model, not a curated record. The transcript is spliced from 11 exons.
GAAGAGACGUAUGGGCAGUCUGGUACGUGGAGCUGCCACAGGGCUCACCAGGCUGGGGAGACAUACAUGAGGAUUAGUUCUGGGCGCAGGCACAGGACUCACCAGACUGGAGAGACAUACAGGAGGCCCUGUCCUUGGCAGAGGCACCGGAUACACUGGGCCGUGAAGGCGCACUGGAGGUCUCGAGCUUGGAGCCUGCACAAUCCGUCCUGUCUGGGUGGUUCUCUUCACCCUGCAAAUGCGGGGCGCUGGCACAGGGCGCACUGGGCUGUGCAGACGUACCGGAGACACAGUGCGCAGAGCCAGCGCAGGAUUUCCUGGGCUAAGGAGGCGCACCGGGGUCUGGAGAGCAGGGCUGGCACAACCCGUCCUGGCUGGAUGCUCACCCUAGCCCGGCAGAUGCGGGGAGCUGGAAUGUAGCGCACCGGGCUAAGAAAGCAUACUGGAGACACUGUGCGCUCCACCGCAUAACACGAUGCCUGACCAGUACGACGCAAACAUUUUUUGGGGGGCUGCCUCUCGAGCGCCAAAAAAUUCAAAGAAAUCAUCAGAAGUCCACUUAGAGUUAUUCACCAAAUCAGCAGUCCCCAACCUCUUCUCCACCACACCUGACACCACACAUGAAUCCACCAGCAGGUUAGGAUUCACUCUCUCUAAUCUUCUCACUCCAACUGGGCCAGAAUCAUCCUUAUCAUUAUUGGGACGAGGCUCAACCUCGGCUAUCUUCACCACACCUGCCACUACAGGUAAUUCAUCCUGAAUCUUGUCCGAUUCAUUUUCGCCCUCCACCCAAAUGUUGUGAUUUAUCCAAUGUCCUCACUUUGACUUCGGCAUUGUUCCUUCUUCCUCAGUUUCCCUAUCUGUCAUCAGAAAACAUUGCUUUUUUUGUGAGACAACACAUUGAUAUUAAUUGCUGUGUUUUCACACAUGGAUGUCAAUUCAUUUCAAAUGUCCUCCCCUCAGAAUUCUUUUUUUGUGAUUCCAAGUAAAAUAUUGGUAUCUUUUGAAUUUUUAAUAGCUUAAUAUAUAUUUUUGUAGACUUAAAACCUGUUUGGGAUAGGGGGCAGCAUUUUCACGUUUGGAUGAAAAGCAUGCCCAGAGUAAACUGCCUGCUACUCAGUCCCAGUUGCUAAUAUAUGCAUAUUAUUAGUGGAUUUGGAUAGAAAACACUCUGAAGUUUCUAAAACUGUUUGACUGAUGUCUGUGAGUAUAACAGAACUCAUAUGACAGGCGAAAACCUGAGAAAAAUCCAACCAGGAAGUGGGAAAUCUGAGGUAUGUAGGUUUUCAACUUUUGGCCUAUCGAAUACAGUGUCUAUGGGUUCAUUUUGCACUUCCUAAGGCUUACAAUAGAUAUCAAUAGUCUUUAGAACCUUGUUUGAUGCUUCGACUGUGAUGUGGGGCCAAAUGAGAGGGAAUUGAGUAAGGUCUGCCAUGAGCUGAACAUACGCUGACCAUGCGCGUUCACGUGAGAGUGAGCUCUGUUCCAUUGCAUUUCUGAAGACAAAGGAAUUCUCCGGUUGGAGAAUUAAGAUUUAUGUUAAAAAUAUCCUAAAGAUUGAUUCAAUACUUCGUUUGUCAUUUUUCUACGAACUGUAAUAUGACUUUUCGUCUGAACUUUUGCCUGGACCUGCCCGCGCGUCGUGAGUUUAGAUUGUGUGCUGAACGUGCAAACCAAAAGGAGUAAUUUGGACGUAAAUGAUGGACUUUAUGGAACAAAUCAAACAUUUAUUGUGGAACUGGGAUUCCUGGGAGUGCAUUCUGAUGAAGAUCAUCAAAGGUAAGUGAAUAUUUAUAUUGCUAUUUCUGACUUAUGUUGACUCCAACAUGGCAGGUAUCUUCUUGGGUUGUGUUGGUCUCUGAGCACCGUACUCAGAUUAUUGCAUUGUUUGCUUUUUCCAUAAUUUCUUUUUGAAAUCUGACACAGCGGUUGCAUUAAGGAAAAGUAUAUCUUUAAAUCGAUAUCUUUAUCAAUGUUUAUUAUGAGUAUUUCUGUGAUUUGAUGUGGCUCUGUGCAAAUUCACGGGAUGUGUUGAAGGCAAAGCCAAAUGUAAACUGAGGUUUUUGGAUAUAAAUAUGAACUUGAUCGAACAAAACAUACAUGUAUUGUGUAACAUGUUGUCCCGGGAGUGUCAUCUGAUGAAGAAUAUCAAAGGUGCAUCAUGGGACCUUUGAUCCGGCAAGUCUGUUUGUUAACAUUCCUCAUCUUCUUUAAUGCCUGUUCAUCUGUUGCAGAUAUGCAGCUUGUUGUCCCUCCUGACCCUGUAGUUAUCUCUGCUGGUCAUGAUGUCAUCCUUCCCUGUCACCUCUCUCCUCAAACCAGUGCUGUUGACAUGGAAAUCAGGUGGUUUAAGGAAGGAGAAUUCGCUAGCCCUCUGUACCUGUAUGAUGGUGGAAAGGCAACAGAGGGGAAAGGCUAUGAGGGUAGAGUGAGUGUGUUCACUCAGGAGUUGGAGAGUGGCAAUAUAUCACUGCUGCUGAAUAAUGUCAUGGCUUCUGAAAGGGGAAGGUACAAAUGCCAAGCCAGCUACAUGGACUGGAUCCUGGAACUGCCUGUUGUUCUACAGGUUAAACAGCAGGGCAGUGUCCCCAGGAUCUCCAUGAGGAGGCACCACAGAGUGUUCAUCCAGCUCAGUUGCAGCUCAGAGAACUGGUACCCAGAGCCUCACAUGCUGUGGACGGACCACAGUGGGAAGGAGAUCACCUCAGCAGAGACAGAGAGACCCAAACAGAAGGAGGGGGGUGUCCUGUACUCCAUCACCAGUCACAUGAGAAUAGGGAAUGACCAGCUGGAGGGGGUCACAUGUGCGGUGAUGUCAGAGUACCAGGGAACCAAGAUGGAGUCUAAACUGCAGAUGACUGAGGAAUUCUACAUGAGCAGUCUGCCUGACAGGGUGUACAUCUCUGCAUUUAUGAUUCCUGUGUUUCUGGGACUGCUGUGUAUCACUGCAUCUGUGCUCUCCUUAAUCCAUCAGAGACGAGUUGUUCGAGAAAAACUGAAUCCUUUGGACGAUAUGAAUACAAAAUUAAAAGCUAUGGAUCAAGAGCUCAUCAAAAAGACAAAGGAAGUCACUUAUAAGGAUAAGUUAAUGGGAAUUACUGAAACAAUCCCAGACUCUGUUUGGAGCUUGAUGGUUGAUCAUGCAGUGGAUGUGACUUUCGACCCUGACACUGCCCAUCUCAGACUCUCUUUAUCUGACGAUAACAAAUGUCUCAAAUUUGGAGAAUUAAAAGAAAAAAAGGAUUGUGAGAAUUUCAAAGAAAAAAGCAAAGGCACUAAAAACAAGUUUAAAUUUAAUCAAUGUGUCUUGGGAGUGGAAGGAUAUGACAAAGGUACACAUUACUGGGAGGUUGACCUGGGGAAGAAGAGCCAGUGGAGUGUUGGGAUCGCUCAGGACACAGAGAAGAGAGUCAACAUCCAAAUGUAUCCAGACACUGGCUUCUGGAGCAUAUGUUACAAAGAUGGAGAACUGAAAACAGUGGAACAGUCUCCCACUUUCCUUCCCAUUGAACUGAAACCUGAGAAGCUGGGAGUUUUAGUGGACUAUGAAGGGGGACAGGUAACAUUUUUCAAUGUGGAGAAGAGGUGCCACAUCCACUCCUUCAUUAAUGGCAAGUUUACUAAGAAACUCUAUCCGUUCUUUGGUCCUUUGAUUGAUUGUAAAGAGGAUCUCAAAAUCUCACCUGUGGUACAACGAGACAAACCCUCAACCUCUGAGAACUGUUAGUGUAAAUAAUGGAAGAUGAAUAGAAAGGUAUUUCGAUCCCAAAGCUUAUUGUAAUUAUAAUACUAUUAAUAUUAUAAUUUAAAGCUGAAAAUGUAAAUCCUAUAAUGUAGCUUUUACACACGUUAGUUUUAAAGUGUAGAAUAUACACUGAGUGUAUAAAAUAAGAACACCUUCCUAAUGUUGCGGUCAGAACAGCCUCCUUUCAUUCUACAAGGUGUUUACAUGCUUCCCACAGUUGUGUCAAGUUGUCUGGAUGUCUUUUGGGUGGUGGACCAUUCUUGAUAAACACGGGAAACUGUGAGCAUGAAAAACACUGCUGCGCUUCAAUUCUUGACACAAACCGGUGCACUUGGCACCUAUUACCAUUCCCCAUUCAAAGACACUUAAAUAUUUUGUCCUGCCCAUUAACCCUCGAAUGACACACAUACACAAUCAAUUGUCUCAAGGCUUAAAAAUCAUUCUUUAACCUGUCUCCUCCCCUUCAUUUAUACUGACUGAAGUGGAUUUAACAAGUGACAUCAAUAAGGGAUCAUAUCUUUCAGCUGGUCAGGAAAGAGCAGGUCUUCAUGUUUUGUGCACGCAGUGUUAAUCUAUUUCAAUAUGAAGUCUUAGUUGUUUUAAUUACAAUAUGUUUGACAAUAUAGAAUAAUUGACUCACUCACUAUAAUUGUGUUUUUUUGUAAUAUCCUGUUUAAAAAUAUAUUUUCACUCACUGUACUCAAUGUGGUUGUAACGGUCCUGACCUGUUUUCUGUUGUUUUUGUAUGUGUUUAUGGUCAGGGCGUGUGUUUUGGGUGGGCAGUCUAUGUUUUCUGUUUCUAUGUUGGUUUUGGGUUGCCUGGUAUGGCUUUUAAUUAGAGGCAGGUGGUUUGCGUUUUCCUCUAAUUAAGAGUCAUAUUUAGGUAGGGUGUUCUCACUGUUUGUUUGUGGGUGAUUGUCUCCUGUGUCGUCGAAUGUAUGUACCAUACGGGACUGUUUGGCUGUUCGUUUCGUUUUGAUGUAGUCUGUUCCUGUCCGUGAGUUUUACGUUAGUUGCAAGUUCAUGUUCAGGUUUUUCGUCUACGUCGUUUUCUUGUUUUGUAAAUUUGAAAGUGUUUUGUUUCGUGUUGCCAUCGUGUUCAAAUAAAAGAUGGCUUAUUUCCCGAAUGCUGCGUAUUGGUCCACUGAUCCUUCUCUCCUCUCCUCAUCUGAGGAAGAGGAGAACGACAGCCCUUACAGUGGCAAAAUCUGUAAAAGUGUAAACUUUUGUUACAAUAAUAAAAGGCAUUUUAAAAAUUGUCAUGAAUUCAUCAAA